Myotis myotis is the source of this 3651-nucleotide messenger RNA. It is a transcript of the gene ZMIZ2, whose product is annotated as zinc finger MIZ-type containing 2. Lineage: Eukaryota; Metazoa; Chordata; Mammalia; Chiroptera; Vespertilionidae. Bases 486 to 3227 code for a protein of 913 amino acids. The transcript has 20 exons. Gene Ontology annotation, biological process: protein sumoylation; regulation of transcription by RNA polymerase II. The record is from RefSeq and is a predicted model, not a curated record. Gene Ontology annotation, molecular function: SUMO ligase activity; zinc ion binding.
AAAGGUGUGGACGGGGCGGGAUAGCAGGCCGCCCGGGUCCGCCCGUCCGCCAUCCCCGCGCCCGCCCUGCCCGCGGCCCCGCCCGAGCGCGGCUCGGGGCUCCGCUGCUCAGGCCUGGGGGCGGGGCCGCGGCGUCAUGCAUAUGCAUGAGGCGGCUCCAUUGUGCCCUGGGAGCGGCGCGAUGGCGCGGGCGGCGGAGCCGGGGCGGCGGGCGGCGCGCAGGGCGGGCUGAGCGCAUGGAGCGGCGCGGACCGGGGGCCGCGGCGGCGAGGGGCCGGGCCCGGCCGCGCGGAGUUGCAGAACAUCCAGGGGAUGGGUGUCAUUUGUCGGCUCAGAAGACUUCACAGGGACAUACACCCCACACCCGCCUGGAUACAUAAGCAGGCGGCCCGGCAGGCAGCCAGAGCAGCUGAGCCCCACGUCAGCACCAGGGAGGGCUGCUUUCUGCCACCCACAGGCCUGGCCUGGAGGCUGCUCCCAAGCCAAUGAACCCCAUGAACCCCAUGAAACCGGCCCUGCCCUCCGCACCACACAGUGAUGGUCCCUUCGCUUAUGAGGCGGUGCCUUGGCAGCAGAGCGCCACGCAGCCCGCAGGAUCGCUGUCCGUGGUCACGACCGUGUGGGGAGUGGGCAACACGGCCCAGAGCCAGGUUUUGGGGAGCCCCAUGGGUCCUGCAGGGAGCCCCCCUGGCAGCUCCAUGAUGCCGGGCAUGGCCGGUGGCAGCUCGGCGCUGAGCUCCCCACAGUGCCUGGGACAGCAGGCGUUCGCGGAGGGCGGUGCCAGCAAGGGCUACAUGCAGCAGGGGGUGUACGGCCGCGGAGGCUACCCCGGAGGCCCCGGCUUCUCCACCGGGUACGCUGGGGGCCCUGCGGGGGCUGGGGGCCUGGGCCUCCCCUCCCAUGCCACACGGCCCUCCACCGACUUCACUCAAGCAGCAGCAGCUGCUGCCAUGGCUGCCGCCGCCGCCACGGCCACGGCCACGGCCACAGCCACGGUGGCCGCCCUUCAGGAGAAGCAGAGCCAGGAGCUGAGCCAGUACGGAGCGAUGGGGACUGGACAGUCUUUUAACAGCCAGUUCCUGCAGCACGGAGGCCCCCGGGGGCCCAGUGUUCCCAGCAGCAUGAACCCCGCCAGCAUGGGAGGGCUGAUGGGCCCCUCUGGCAUGAGCCCCAUGGGCAUGACCCCCACCCGGGCGGUGGGCAUGGCACCCCUGUAUGCAGGGCAGCGCCUGCCCCAGCACGGUUGUCCGGGGGCUCUCCAGGCCCAGCCGCUGCCCCGACAAGGAGUCAAGAGAGCCUACUCCAGUGAGGUGUAUCCAGGGCAGCAGUACCUGCCGGGAGGCCAGUACUCACCCAGCACCACCCAGUAUGCCCCAGGGCAGCCCCCUGCCCCCUCUUCCUUCCCUGGUCACAGGCUGCCCCUGCCCACCUCCGGCCCCCCAGGACUGCACUACAAGCCCACAGAGCAGUUCAACGGGCAAGGUGCCAGCUUCAGCACAGGGAGCAUCGGCUACGGCCAGCCGGGCCUGAGUGGGCCCACCCGUUCCGUCCCUGGCUACCCCAGCUCCCCACUGCCAGGGAGCCCCACGCCACCCAUGACCCCCGGCAGCAGCGUCCCCUACCUGUCCACCAGCCAGGACGUGAAGUCCCCCUUCCUGCCUGACCUCAAGCCCAGUGUGAGCUCCUUGCACCCGUCACCCCCUGGCAGCAGCCCCUGCGAGGAGCUGCGGCUGACCUUCCCCGUGCGGGACGGCGUGGUCCUGGAGCCCUUCCGCCUGCAGCACAACCUGGCUGUGAGCAACCACGCCUUCCAGCUGCGCGACUCCGUCUACAAGACCCUGAUGCUGAGGCCUGACCUGGAGCUGCAGUUCAAGUGCUACCACCACGAGGACCGGCAGAUGAACACCAACUGGCCGGCCUCGGUGCAGGUCAGCGUCAACGCCACGCCGCUCACCAUCGAGCGCGGCGACAACAAGACCUCCCACAAGCCCCUGCACCUGAAGCAGGUGUGCCAGCCCGGCCGCAACACCAUCCAGAUCACCGUCACCGCCUGCUGCUGCUCCCACCUGUUCGUGCUGCAGCUGGUGCACCGCCCAGCCGUCCGCUCCGUGCUGCAGGGCCUCCUCAAGAAGCGGCUGCUGCCCGCCGAGCACUGCAUCACCAAGAUAAAGCGGAACUUCAGCAGCGGCACCAUCCCCGGCACCCCUGGGCCCAACGGAGAGGACGGGGUGGAGCAGACGGCCAUCAAGGUGUCCCUCAAGUGCCCCAUCACCUUCCGCCGGAUCCAGCUCCCUGCCCGUGGCCACGACUGUCGCCACAUUCAGUGCUUCGACCUGGAGUCCUACCUGCAGCUCAACUGUGAGCGGGGGACCUGGAGGUGCCCCGUGUGCAACAAGACGGCCCUGCUGGAGGGCCUGGAGGUGGACCAGUACAUGCUGGGCAUCCUCAUCUACAUUCAGAACUCUGACUACGAGGAGAUCACCAUCGACCCCACGUGCAGCUGGAAGCCGGUGCCGGUGAAGCCGGAUGUGCACAUCAAGGAGGAGCCGGACGGGCCGGUGCUGAAGCGCUGCCGCACCGUGAGCCCCGCCCACGCGCUGCUGCCCAAUGUGAUGGAGAUGAUCGCGGCCCUGGGCCCAGGGGCAGCCCCCCUCACCCCCCUGCCGCCCCCCUCAGCUCCGGCCCCCAGCGAUUACCCCAGCCAGGGCUCCAGCUUCCUGGGACCCGGGACCUUCCCCGACUCCUUCCCGUCCACCACACCCAGCACGCCGACCCUUCCCGAGUUCACCCCAGGGCCGCCCCCCGCCUCCUACCAAUCGGACAUUCCCAGCAGCCUCCUGACUCCGGAGAAGUCCACAUCCAGCCUCCCAGGCCAGGUGGCACCUGCAGGUCACCUGGAUCCGGCUCACACCCCUGGGCCAGCCGCACUGCACACCCCCAACCUUGGAGGCCCCCCAGGCCCCCAGCUGCACCACCCCAACCCUCCCCCAGCUACCCGGCAGCCCCUCGGCCCAGGGAGCGGGGGCCCCGUCGGCGAGCUGGCCUUCCACGCUGCCACAGGCGUAGUGGGGCCCCCCAUGUCUGGGGCGGGGGAGGCCCCAGAACCGUCGGCCCUGGACCUGCUCCCGGAACUGACCAACCCGGACGAGCUGCUGUCCUACCUGGGCCCUCCCGACCUUCCCACCAACAGCAGCGAAGACCUGCUCUCUCUCUUCGAGAACAACUGACUCCCGCCCCGGCCCCUGCCACCAGCCCUCCUGCUCCCCCAGGCUCCCCUGAGGCUGCAAGCCUGCUCCCCACCUGGCGCCGCAGGAGGCUUCAGGGGCCAGCCCCGCCCCCGGCCACGCCACGCCCCUCCCGCUCUGCAUACACGUCCCGCCGCCCCGCCCACCAGGGCCAACCAGCCGGGCCGCCCCCAGAACAGUGACCGGGGCCUGAAGCACGUGGCGAGGUGCCCGUGGGCGCUGGUCCGGGUCCGGCCCCCUCCUGCCCCGCGCGGACGGGUCCCACACGCACCUCCCGCAGGCGGCGGCCUCAUCACCUUCCUCCCCGCCCCGACCCCCAUGAACAUGCAGCUCCGCCCUGGCCCCGGCAGUGCCGGGUGGGGCGCCCGCCCUCCCGCCCGCCUCUCAUUAAAGGGUUCCCACUGGC